CUCAUUAACCCACUAGCCCAUCACUGCUCGAAGAAGAGUGAGUUACAUCGAAACUGGGGUUUGACCAACCAACUACACUACGCCAAUUUCAUUCCCCCACCCAAAGUCAAAUCUAAUUGUUGCAGCAGUAGAGUAGUACUCGUACUAAAUAUGAAGAAGAAGUUGAAUACGAUAUUUUUCUUGUUUGCAUUUGGCCUCUCCAUUAUGUUGGCCCAAUCUGCCCAACAAGAUUCCCUUCUUGGAUCAGCCCGUGUUGUAUUUCAGACAAAUUAUGGGGACAUCGAAUUUGGUUUUUACCCUAGCGUGGCUCCACAGACAGUCGAACACAUUUACAAACUUGUUCGUUUGGGGUGCUAUAAUACAAAUCACUUCUUUCGGGUUGAUAAAGGGUUCGUUGCACAAGUGGCUGAUGUUUCUGGUGGGAGAACAGCUCCUAUGAAUGAAGAACAAAGGGAAGAAGCUGUAAAGACCAUUAAAGGUGAAUUCAGUGAUGUUAAACAUGUACGGGGAAUUCUUUCAAUGGGGAGGUAUUCAGAUCCGAAUAGUGCUCAAUCCUCAUUUUCAAUGCUUCUUGGAGAUGCUCCACACCUUGAUCAUGAGUAUGCAAUUUUCGGCAAAGUUACCAAAGGCGAUGAGACAUUGAAGAAGCUUGAGGAAUUACCUACUCGUCGUGAAGGGAUAUUUGUAAUGCCAACUGAGCGCAUAACAAUUCUGUCAACAUACUAUUAUGACACCGAAAUGGAGACUUGUCAGCAGGAUAAGUCAGUGCUUAAGAGGAGACUUGCUGCUUCUGCUGUCGAGAUCGAAAGACAGAGGAUGAGAUGCUUCCCAUGACCUUUUAAUGAAGCAACAACAAUUCUUGGAAAAUGAAACAAUGUAGCUGGCUAGUGAAGAAAUGUCUAAUUACUUGAAACAUCCACCGAUCGUAGAUGGUCAAUGUGGGCCUGGUUUCAUUUACCUGCCGAGACAACCGAACCUUACUUCUCAUAGACAGAUCCAUGUGCAUAUCACAUGCUUAAGGUAAAUAGGGUACUCUAGAACUUCAUUGAUGGCUACUUGAAUACAGACACAUGUGGAUUGCGUUUGUUUGUUAUGCUAAUAGACAAGAAUGAGGUGAUGGUUCCUGGUGCUUUUAUCGUGUCAAUGUCAAUUGUGUCUUCUACAUUUCUUCACUUGAAAUAUAUUUUUUAGGUGUGGUGUUUUAUCAGAAACAAAAUAUAUUAUUAUAUUUGACAGAUGUCCAUUGGGGUUUGAACA
This is a messenger RNA of Erigeron canadensis, 1257 nucleotides long. RefSeq names its product peptidyl-prolyl cis-trans isomerase CYP23. The transcript has 9 exons. Gene Ontology annotation, biological process: protein peptidyl-prolyl isomerization. Gene Ontology annotation, molecular function: peptidyl-prolyl cis-trans isomerase activity. NCBI's taxonomy places the organism in Eukaryota, Viridiplantae, Streptophyta, Magnoliopsida, Asterales, Asteraceae. The record is from RefSeq and is a predicted model, not a curated record. Bases 151 to 834 code for a protein of 227 amino acids.